AUGGGCAAGUCACAGUCGAAGUUGUCCCCCUCCCAGCUGGAAGAACUCCAAAAGGCCACGCAUUUCGACAAGAAGGAACUUCAACAAUGGUAUAAAGGAUUCUUGAAGGACUGUCCGUCGGGGACACUCACCAAGGAGGAAUUCCAGAAAAUUUAUCGGCAAUUUUUCCCUUUUGGCGACCCGUCGUCAUUCGCAAAUUAUGUGUUCCGCGUGUUCGACUCGGAUAACAGCGGCAUGAUCGAUUUCAAAGAGUUCAUCUGCGCCUUGUCGGUCACGUCGCGCGGCAAGAUGGAGGACAAGCUGGACUGGGCCUUCCAAUUGUAUGACAUCGAUGGUGAUGGCAAGAUCACGUAUGACGAAAUGUUGGCGAUCGUUGAGGCGAUCUACAAGAUGGUGGGCUCGAUGGUCAAAUUGCCCGAAGACGAGGACACGCCGGAGAAGCGGGUGCGCAAGAUCUUCCGCAUGAUGGACAAGGAUGAGAACGGCAGUCUCGACAUGGAAGAGUUCAAGGAGGGCAGCAAGCGGGACGAGACCAUUGUCAGCGCGCUGUCGUUGUACGAUGGGCUGGUGUAG
Molecule: messenger RNA, 573 nt
Organism: Aspergillus tubingensis
Lineage: Eukaryota; Fungi; Ascomycota; Eurotiomycetes; Eurotiales; Aspergillaceae
Product: EF-hand domain-containing protein
Exons: 4
Coding region: 1-573 (190 amino acids)
Cellular component (GO): intracellular membrane-bounded organelle; cytosol; membrane
Molecular function (GO): calcium ion binding
Source: RefSeq, a predicted model, not a curated record